Zychaea mexicana is the source of this 486-nucleotide messenger RNA. RefSeq lists its product as uncharacterized. Bases 1 to 486 code for a protein of 161 amino acids. The record is from RefSeq and is a predicted model, not a curated record. The transcript is spliced from 4 exons. NCBI's taxonomy places the organism in Eukaryota, Fungi, Mucoromycota, Mucoromycetes, Mucorales, Lichtheimiaceae.
AUGGCUCUCGCUCCUCAAUUUGCUGGUCACCGUCUCGGCUCUGCUGUCGCUCCUCACACUCCUGAAAUCUACUUGGGCUACGCGCAAGUCUGGCCGUUCGUAGAGCAAGCGUAUCCGAACAAAGUCCAGUUGAACUUCCGCCAACAAGUCCAGCCAUGGCACGCAUCUUCGACGUUGGUGCAUGAGGCUGCGCUGGUUGUUGAAAAGAUCGACGCUUAUGGGUACCUUGUUUGCACAUCAAUAAGACCGUGGGAGUACCCGGGUGAGAAGCUCACGUGCCUGUUGACCAAUGAACAAGGAGAAUCCAAGAACGCCAGUAAUGCUGAUGUCAGUGCCGAUUUCAACGAGAAAUAUGUAAAACACCAUGCAAGUGCCACUACGAUGACUUCUCAACACCCUCCACGCCUGCCUACUCGUCAAAGCAUCGCUUUUACCUUGACGCUAGAGAAGCCCAUGACUCCCUUGCCAAAGAAAUCGAGUACAUGA